Molecule: messenger RNA, 1451 nt
Organism: Marmota flaviventris (yellow-bellied marmot)
Lineage: Eukaryota; Metazoa; Chordata; Mammalia; Rodentia; Sciuridae
Gene: Colec11
Product: collectin subfamily member 11
Source: RefSeq, a predicted model, not a curated record
GGGGCCGGCCCUUGUAAAGAGCAGCCAUGAGGCUUUGCGGCACAGUGUCCUCGCAGGCCAGCAGUGCUCAGGACAGCCCCCUCGCCUAGUGUGCCCAGGUCAAUGUCCUGCCUGUGCUCAUGAUGAAGAGGGACCUGGCUCUUGCGGGCACGCUGAUUGGCCUGGCCUUCCUGUUGCUGCUGCCAUCUGGAUGUCCUCAGCAGACGGUGGAUGACGCCUGCUCUGUGCAGAUUCUCGUCCCAGGCCUCAAAGGGGACGUGGGAGAGAAGGGAGACAAAGGCGCCCCGGGAAGGCCUGGAAGAGUCGGCCCUACGGGAGAAAAAGGAGACAUGGGGGACAAAGGACAGAAAGGCAGUGUGGGUCGCCAUGGAAAAAUCGGUCCCAUCGGUGCUAAAGGUCAAAAAGGAGAUUCUGGUGAUAUGGGACCCCCUGGCCCUAACGGAGAGCCAGGUAUCCCCUGUGAGUGCAGCCAGCUGAGAAAGGCCAUUGGAGAGAUGGACAACCAGGUCGCGCAGCUGACCACGGAGUUAAAAUUUAUAAAAAAUGCUGUCGCCGGUGUGCGGGAGACGGACAGCAAGAUCUACCUGCUGGUGAAGGAGGAGAAGCGGUACGCCGACGCCCAGCUGUCCUGCCAGGGCCGGGGCGGCACGCUGAGCAUGCCCAAGGACGAGGCCGCCAACGGCCUCAUGGCCGCCUACCUGGCCCAGGCGGGCCUGGCCCGCGUCUUCAUCGGCAUCAACGACCUGGAGAGAGAGGGGGCCUUCGUGUACUCGGACCGGUCCCCCAUGCAGACCUUCAACAAGUGGCGCAGCGGGGAGCCCAACAACGCCUAUGACGAGGAGGACUGCGUGGAGAUGGUGGCCUCGGGGGGCUGGAACGACGUGGCCUGCCACACCACCAUGUACUUCAUGUGCGAGUUCGACAAGGAGAACGUGUGAGCGCCCGCCAGGCCUGCCCGGUCCUGCUGCCCGGUCAGCAGGCAGUUCCCAUGGAUGGUGCCCCCAGCCAGCGUCCUCCGGUGUGGGAGGGACUCUUGGGACAGCAUGCUCCCCCCCCUCACCCCAGGAAUGCAGGGGCUCCUGGCUGUGGGGCAUCUGAACCUCAGAGAACGCAGUGAGCUGAACAGGAGAGCCGUGUCCUGGGGGCUCCCUGCUGUGCCGCAGAUCACACGUUCACUGUGGAGGGCGCUCAGAAGGCUCUCGCCUUGGUCCAAUAGUAAAGGCCGCCCUUCACUAUCACAGUAGGUAGGUGCCGGACGAGGGCGUGGGUCUGGAAUGACCUAGGCCUCUUCAUUCCUGUGUGGAAGGGAGCCCGCUUCCAGGGGCCCGGGUUUCCAUGGUUAGACUAAAAUGUAGGUCCCUUUGCACUUGUUAUCCAAGUAGAAGCCACUUGCUUUGCUUCAAACCCAGAUUUCAGGAAGAUAAGAAUAAAUUCUGAAGCUUUGCCAUGGC